Leucoraja erinaceus (little skate) is the source of this 4146-nucleotide messenger RNA. RefSeq names its product sterile alpha motif domain containing 1b (gene samd1b). The record is from RefSeq and is a predicted model, not a curated record. Lineage: Eukaryota; Metazoa; Chordata; Chondrichthyes; Rajiformes; Rajidae. Gene Ontology annotation, molecular function: protein binding; DNA binding.
GCCGGGGAGAGGGGAGCGGGGAGGCCGGGGCCCGGGGGAUGAGCCUAGGCCGUGCGGGGAGAAGCGAGCCCGAGGCCGGGGAGUGGAGCCGGUGAAGGCCGGUCCGGAGCCUGGGGCCCGGGUAUGUCGGAGGCCGAAUGCCGGCGCUGGAUCUCCGAGGCCAUCGAGUGGCUGCGGGCGCGGAAGGCCCGGCCCGACCAGGAGCGGAUCUGCGCCAUGGUGCAGCGGCGGCACGGGGUGUCUCCCGGCCGCACCCGGCGCCAACUCGAGCGGCUGCUGCGCUCCCGGGCCCUGCUGCGGGUCCGCUACAAGGGCUCGCACUCGUACCGUAACGCGAGCCCGGGGACUGGGCCUGGAGCUGGGCCCGAGCCUGAGCCUGGGCCCUCGGGUAGCAGCAGCCCGGCCACGCGGGACCGGGACAGGGACAGGGACAGGGACAGGCCGCGCCCGCCGCCCCCUAGUGUGGUGCUGACCCGGGCCCGGCACAAGGAGCAGCAGGUGGCCCGGGCCCGCGGCGGCGGCGGCGGCAACAGCAACAGCCCGGCGCCCGAGGCCGAGGGGAAGCGGCGGCUCACACUCACUGACAGCGGCCCUGAGCGCAAGAAGACCAGGAGAACAAAGGAGGCCGAGCCAUCGGACAGCGAAGGAAGUGAUGAAGAAAAGGCGGCUGCAACGAAAGAUGUGGAGUUGAGGAGGCAGGUGCCGCGUGAGGUGCAGAAUGACGUGGAGACCACCAGCGAUGGCGGGAGUGAAGAAGGCGAGGAGAGCCCCGCCAAAUCACCCGCUGUUGAAGACACCGGUGAGGAGCUGUCCUCUGAAGAGCAGCUCGAAGUGCCUUCAGCUGCGGGGCAAGGCCCGUCGCAGUCCCCAGGCCAUGAGACCAAGGACGUCACUGGAGCUGAGCCGGGACAAGAGGCCGAGGAGCAAGAGAGGGGGCAAGUGGACCUCUCCCCGAACAUCAUGGGUGAAACAAGCUCUUCUGACGUCUCUGUCCCUGUGGAGGCAGCCUGUGGAGACCCGCACGUCCAGGAGCCUGGCAUUCACCAAGGUGAGGCAGGAGUAGACGGGGGAACGUUUGAUCAGCUCAGUCUCGCGGACCGUGACACUGCGGCAGUACCCCAGUGCAUGGACAAUAGACACCCUGCUGCGCGUGAUCAGGGGACUUGCCAUCAGCCUGAACCCCAAACGAGUGAAGCAGUUCCUGAGGUUGGCGGUGCUUCCUGUCUACUUACGCCAUCGGCUUCUCCAGUAGAGAUGGUUCCUGAAGAGAACGGCCCCACAGAUAGACACCUGCUGGAAGAGGAAGGGAAAUCUGUAGACCCGACGGAAUGGAGUAUCGUUGACGUGGUGAAUUAUUUUAAAGCAGCCGGAUUCCCAGAGCAGGCCGUUGCUUUCGAGGAUCAGGAAAUCGAUGGCAAGUCCCUACUUCUAAUGAAGAGGAAUGAUGUUCUGACGGGACUGGCAAUUAAACUGGGGCCGGCACUGAAGAUAUACGAAUUUCAUAUCAAGGUUCUACAAUUGCAUCAUUUUAACAAUGAGGCGCCAUCUUGCUGACCUGCGUACACCAUUGGCAGCAGAAUGUUUGUCCGGCUCCCGCCUGCGAGCACGUCACUGCAGUCUCGCUUCAGUGUGCUCCCAAUUUACACCCAUGCUAUUUAAAGUGGAAGGCGGAGCAACACCAGGAAUAAGAAGUCCAUGGAAGAAAAGUACUGGGUUUCUUUAGUGUUUGGGAAUUUGUUCUAGACUUUCCAACACUACCUGACACAUCUGAAGUUGAGAUGGUCUCUGUUCCAAGGUUUGGCUGCAGUCCUAGCGCUGGGGUCUGUAACCCAUCCCUCUGCUGAUGGUGGGGAAUUACCCUGCUGGCCGAGGUGGGUGGGCUGUUCUGCAACAGGGCCAAGUGCCGUUCAAGCAUAAAUGGAGGACUGCUCUGCAGGACUUGUUCUUCAUCCUUUAUGAAGCGUGAGAUGCACUUAGUGGGAUUCUGCAAAUAAACUAGAAAGCCCAAAGAAACUGGGCAAAUAUUAAACAGUAUCUAAUAGAUGAAGCAUCUUCCUACAGUCAGGUGGUAGCUUCAUAUUAACAGGAAUCAUCUUCAAGGUGAAUAUGAAAUGUGCAGGAAGGAACUGUAGAUACUGGUUUAAACUGAAGAUAGACACAAAGUGCUGGAGUAACUCUUCUAUCCAGAGAUGUUGCCUGCCCUGCUAAGUUACUCCGGCAUUUUGUGUCUAUCCUAAAUAUAAAAUGAGCCCAUAAUGAUGCGAUGGGCUCAUCACAAACAUCAUCUCUGUGCUUUGUCUUCUGACCUUUACAUCCUCCUUAAAUUUGUCACUUUGAAGUUUUACUUCGAGUUACAAGGUUGUUACUGGUGUUUCUUGUGUAUUUUUAAAGAUUUUAUUAUUUUAGAAAAGUGUAUGUUCCAAAAUGCAAUGAAAGCCUUAAAAUUGAAAUCUUGAGAGCAGGGGGGUUAAUGACUGUGUGUUGACUCAUGCAGGAUUCAUGCAGGUGUGCUUGUCAAGUAAUCUGCGACGUUUACAAAAAUAUAUUUAUAUUAUAUCGUGCUUCUGCUUGCUGUUUUUCUAUUAUAAAUUCCAAUAUAUCUAUACAAUAGAAUCUGAAUGACUAAACUUCUCAUAUUAUAUCCACAAUCUUCUACGUUUUUGCGCUCCGACUAUUAGGGAGAUGUGCUUACAAUAUGUUGUUUACAUUGGUGGUUUCCAUACAAGGCUGGGUAUGGAUGGAUAGCUAAAUGAGGACAGGAUGUCCACCUUUUAAAAUGGGUACUGAGCUUUCCUUAAUUCUGCAUCAUCUGAAAUUAUCGUCUUGAUUUGUGAAUUUGCGGGAUAUUAAUUUGUACAUAUCUAAUCAAACUCUUGGGUUAUCAGGUUGGUGAAGUUUAACUACAGUCUUGUUUAAUGGAUGUGACAGGUGUGACUAAUUUUUUGCUUAAGAGGUGUUUCCAUGUAAUAUUUGGAGGAUUUUACAAUUUAGAAUAUACCCUCUCAAUCGAUGGUCAUGAAUGGUUUUGUGAAUGAUUUUACUGUGUUUUACUCUCGAUUGACGGGUGACUUUGACCUUUUACAUUUUGUGAUUUAGUUUUCCCGCCAAGAUCUUUCUCUGGUCUUCCCCCAUCAGUUUGGAAAUGACUAAAGUUACAGUUCUGUUUUCAUUUGCAGUUCAGUAGGAGGCACUUGAUGGAUUCUGUCUCACAGGUGUUUGUGCGUCAGUGAAAUGUAUUGGAAACUGAGUAAACCAGAAGGUGCCUUUAGACAUGGCUGCUGAAAGCUGAGGAUGAACAGGAUGCUUCCCUAUGUUAGCUAGAAGUUAACACCAAUUAGGGUGGUGCAGCGGUAGAGGUGCUGCGUCAUGGCACCAGAGUCCCGGGUUCCAUCAUAUACAAAUUGAUACAACCACCUGGGAAGGUCAGGGCAGGGGACAGUCUGAAGAAUAGUCUCGACCCAAAACGUCACCCAUUCCUUCUCUCCAGAGAUGCUGCCUGUCCUGCUCAGUGUUUUGUCCAGCAUUUUGUGUCUAUCUGGGGAUACAUUGCAAGCCUCGUGUAAAACAAAUAUUGCAUAUGUGUUGGGAAUAGCUGAAAGUGGAAAGCUUCUCUCUGCCUCCACCCUUGUGCACCCUGUCCUAGAUUCAAGUGUGGUUGGAUAGUGGUUCAACUUUCCCUUUGCACUCCACAUUUGCAUGCUCUCUCCAGCAUUGUCUUGCCAAGUUGGUUGUUGUACUUGAAUUUUUAUGGAAGCAGGGCUCCUUUACAGAUGUGAGUUUCUUUGCUCAAAGGUGCCGUAAAUUGGCAGUGGGCUGCAGGCCUUUGCAAUGUGCUUCCAUGUGGAAGUAUAGGAUGGCUAGAUGCCAAUUAGCUGGUCGUGUAUCCCUUUCAUGGGAUUGAAUUGCAGAUUGGAACUGAGAUACAGAGCCUUGGUAUCCUUUGUGCAAACACCAGCUGUCACUGCGCUUUAUAAAUGAGUGAAGAAUUAUUUGAAUUUAUAAUAAAUAAUAAAAGCCAUGUGUUUUGAAUGGAAUGCACAAAAUGAAUAGGUGGGUUUUUAGAGUUUAUUCUUGCUAAUUGAGAUGCUUUAAGCAAUAAGAAUAUUCAAAUGAAAUGUCUAAUAAAAAAUUGUUGAUUCAAAAUUA